Musca vetustissima is the source of this 6113-nucleotide messenger RNA. RefSeq names its product GTPase-activating protein CdGAPr (gene CdGAPr). Gene Ontology annotation, molecular function: GTPase activator activity; protein binding. Lineage: Eukaryota; Metazoa; Arthropoda; Insecta; Diptera; Muscidae. The coding region runs from base 25 to 6099 and encodes 2024 amino acids. The record is from RefSeq and is a predicted model, not a curated record. The transcript has 7 exons. Gene Ontology annotation, biological process: small GTPase-mediated signal transduction.
AAUACAACAAGUGGCAAUAACAGUAUGGCAUUGGUCAAGGCUGGAGCUGGAAAACCAGUGGUGGCACAAAGUGUUGCUGGGAAAACCUGUCGCUUUCCCAAACUCGAAGAUUGUGCACAUUUCCACUAUGAACGUGUACAACUGGGUCCUCUCUCAGUACGUUUGGUCGAUGAUAAAUCCGAAUUGUUGAACAGCAGCAUAGCAUCCCAAUCGAUAGGUGGUGAUAUUGCUGGCAGUACAUGUUCCACGUCGCAGGGACCCUCAUCAUUGCGUACCUUCUCCCCCUCAUCCUGCUGGUUUAUUAUCAAAGUAUUUCCACAUCGAUCAGAUCCAUUUUUGGUUAAGCGGUCCUUUGAUAAUAUGCAAAUGUUGGAUGAAAUGUUGCAUCGCUGUGUGUAUGAUCGUAAAAUAAGUGGUCUCAAACAUCUCUCCGAAGUGGAAUUUAAAAAUGAAGAAGAAGUUGAAUAUGCAGUGGCCAAAUAUUUGGAACGUUUCUCAAAAAUCGCCUCAGAUUCAUUGACCUGUGGUACGAUAUUGACAUGGUUGCAGUUGGACAAUAAGGGUAGAAGGUUGCCACUGGCCGAUGAUGAUACCAUGAGAACCAUCAAUACCCCUGCUGUGGGAGCGGCGUAUGGUGUAAGACGUUAUCAGGCACAGGCUUCAGAUGAAAUUUCCAUAGAAGUUGGAGAUAUGAUAUCGGUGAUCGAUAUGCCCUCACCAGCUGAAUCGAUUUGGUGGAGAGGUAAAAAAUCGCAUUUACAAAAAUCCCAUUAUGAGGUUGGAUUCUUUCCACAAUCGUGUGUGGCCACAAUUGGUGAUAAGAUACCACGGCAUUUUCCAAUGCCAGCUCCAUUGGUGGGUCAGGUGGAAGUGUCACCAACCAAGCCGGUUUUACGCAAACAUGGUAAAUUGAUUGCCUUCUUUCGUUCAUUUAUCCUGUCGCGACCCUCACGACGUCGCCUUAAACAAAGUGGUAUUUAUCGGGAGCGUGUCUUCUCUUGUGAUCUCUCGGAACAUUUACUCAAUAGUGGCCAAGAGAUACCAAUGGUCUUAAAAUGUUGUGCCGAAUUCAUUGAGGAACAUGGUAUUGUUGAUGGUAUUUAUCGUUUAUCUGGUAUUACAUCGAAUAUACAAAAGUUGAGAAGGGCAUUCGAUGAGGAACGGGUACCAGAUUUGGGUAAUCCUGAAAUGAAACAGGAUAUCCACGCAGUUAGUUCACUGCUAAAAAUGUAUUUCCGUGAAUUGCCGAAUCCUCUGUGCACCUACCAGCUAUACGACAACUUUGUUGAGGCCAUACAAGCGAAAAGUGAAAGCAACGAAAGGCUAAGACUGAUGAAGGAGACCGUGUUGAAAUUACCACCACCACAUUAUAGGACCCUCAAAUAUCUCUCAGAACAUUUAAAUAAAAUCUCCCAAUAUGCUGAACGCACCGGCAUGACAGAUAAAAAUUUGGCCAUUGUUUGGGCACCAAAUCUGUUACGUUCCCCGGCAUUGGAAUCUGGUGGUGUGGCCGCUCUACGAGGUGUCGGAGUCCAAGCGGUGGUCACUGAAUAUUUAAUACGUAAUUGUCAUUUAAUAUUUGAUGCCCUGGAAGAGGCCGUAGUACGUCUCAGCUAUAUUGCCACCCAAGGCGCCGUUGUCUCCUCCACCUCCUCGUCGGCAAAUCCAACAGCUGCCGAAAAUCGCAUGGAUUCUCUAACCGAUUGUGAAAGUUUAUUGGUCGAACAGCGAGAACAUGAUCAAAGCACUGCCUUUGUGGAACGACCUAAGAGUCUAAGUGCCGGUGGUCCCAAACUGAUUAGUUUAGAAGAGGCUCAAGAACGUCAUAUGAAAUAUGAUGGUUUCGAUAUGAAGCAGUCGAUGCCCAUAAAUAUGAUAUCUAGUGUAAAUUCGGGGCAAAACAUUGGCUCCUACAUCGAGGUGGGUGGUGGGCCCUCAAGUUUACCCGAUAAAUAUCACACGGUGUUGUCGGUGCCACGCAGUUGGCAAAAACGUAAGACCCACAGUUGGAAAUCGUUGUUUUCACGCAAUCAACGGCCGGUUAGUAAUGGCGCAGCCCAUGAGCUGAAAUCUUCCAUUGUUGUAACGGCACGCAUUGAUGAUGACGAUGAUUCACAUUCGCCGCCACCACGACACAAAGAAACACCGCAAGUAACCUUUGCCGAUGCCGACUGCAUAAUUGGUGUCAAUGGUAAGCCCUCGAAGAGUGCCCUAAUGAAACGUGAAGAGAAACACAAAUCAAUUGAACUCUUUGAAACAUCACGCUCCUAUUGUGGCGAGCCAAGCAAACCGAUUGAGGUGUGUGUGCGCUCCAAUUCCAUUGAUAGUUUGCGUACGGCGGGCCACUCACGUUCCGUGUCGCAUGAUUCAUACUUUGAUUUGCUGCAAUCGCCGCAAAGGGGCAAUGUGACAACAUGUCCUUCAAGAGAACUCUCCGAACUGGGUUUGAACUUUGAUCGUGAAGAACCUGAAAUGCGUAUAUUUUCGGAAAGUGAGUCAUUGGUUAGUUCGCCCAGGGUAGGCAAAGAAAAUAUACCACCUUCAUCGGGCUCUACAUCGCGACGCAUAAUGCGAGCCCGGCCAGAAGAAUUUUCCAGUCAAACGAAUAGUGUUAAUCCCAGUCCUAAGAAACAACCACGUCUUAAUCUACUACUAUCACCAAGUUCAGCGGCUGCAGCGGCAGGUGCCUCAUCGACAACAGCCAGCACAGCUAGUCCUUCAAAUACAACCACCACAUGGUCUCAACCCAGCGAAUGUCAUGGUGAAACCCCCACCACCUGUCAUGAACACAAUAGCGAUGAGAGUUGUUGUAAACGUUAUAAAUUAGAAGAUCAAUUAUCCGAUAUACAAUACAUCGAUUGUGGUACACCCGAACAUACCGUGGCCAAUCCUCAUACACUUUAUGCCAGUGUUCAGGUACAUGCACCACCUGCGCCAACCAGUCAAGCUUCAUCAUCUACCCUUUAUGGUGGCAAUUCCUCGACGGAAAUUACCACCCCCACCAAACAAAGGCAACAAGUGCCAAUGGAUGGUCAAAAGAAUGCGAACGGCAAUUCAAAUACCCGUUAUAGUUAUCCGUCGGUACAAUUGGGAUCGAAACGUAAGGAUCAGGAUAAUAAUAAGUCUUCGGUGGCCAAUUCGAAAGAACGUUUUAGUUAUCCCGGAACGGGUGUAAGCAAUGAACGUCGUCUAUCCAGCAAAGAGACAUUUGCCAAAAUGUUAAUCGAAGAAGUAGAGGCAGCUGCCGCUGCAUCGGCAGCACAGAAAAAAGAUGAGGAGUCUCCACAAAUGAAAACAAGAACUGUUUCCUUUAGUGCCAAUCAAUCGACAAAUUCCAAUAGCUCUUCGCCGAAACCACACACCAACACCACGACCACAACCGGUAGUGGCCAUCAUCAACAUCUAACAGCCAGACCUCAAUCCUAUGAUCUGCUUAAAGUUAAAAAUCGUAAUAGUUAUUGUGUAACGAAUGAUGUUUUGCAACAACAACAACAACUGCUGCGCAGUUAUUCUGGCGAUAUAACCAAAGAUUCUACGCGUGAUACGCACAAUCAAAAAUUGUCACAACAAAGUCAUCAUCACUCAAAUGAAAUGGAACAAUCGAAGUUGUCUGUGACACCUUCAUCACCCAUACAGAGUCCUCGUUAUUCCCUGUUGGUGGGUGAUACAAGUUCCGAAAAUAGUUCAGCUGUAAAUACACCACAACAUGAUUUGGAUCCAUUGAUGGUGUCCUCGGCCAUGUCUGGUAUAUCGGGCAUUUCGGCUGGGUCAUCCAAUCAAAUGCAACAAAUGUUAUUGGGUGUGGAUGCGAGCAGUUAUUUAGGCACCUCAGCAGAGAGCAUAGGAUCAAAUAUAAUUGAAAAACGUGAUAUGCAAGCCUUGAAACGUGAACUAUCGCUGGACUUAAAUCCCGUUGGAGGUUCCAAACUCUCAGCUGAAUCUUCAGCACAACGCAAUCAGCACAACUUAAUUUCACCCAAUUCCAAUUUUACCGAUAACACCAGCCAAUCGGUAACGCCCAGUGAAUAUGGCUAUCAAAAUUUACAAAGACAAUUGAGCAUGCACUCGCUCAUUGAGACCGAUGAAAAUUCCCCAGCCUAUGAGGAAUAUGAAAAUACACCCAGUAAUCUUAAUUCACCCCUUAAAACCGUAGCUAGUCCAAUUAAAUCCACCAUUAGCAUUACAUAUAAUCUAAAGAGUCCCACUAAGGAUAGGUCCAAACAAUCACAUUCCAUCACCCAGCCACUGUUGGAAACUUCUUUCGAUGAGAACACGGUCUAUGAACAGGUGAAAUUCUUUAGAAAUUCUGUUACCGAAGUUAAUCAGCUGUUGAACGAAGAACGUAAAUAUCCCCAAAAGGAAUUGGAAAAUUUGGCUGAGGUGGAGGAAUUAAGUGAAAGUGAAAAGGAUUCGGAUAAGGAUACACCCAUCGAUCCCCACGGAGGGGAUGACAUACAAAUGUCCGAUGAAGAAAAAUUGCUAUAUGAAAAUGUGGAGUUGAGGAAACCCAACAGCGUUUAUCAAAACUUAAUGGGUGAGGAAAUGAAGGCGUUGCUCAAAGAGGAAUCUAGCAAUCCUGAUAGCUAUGAAGAUCCUGAAGUGGAAUUGGAUAGCUUAGAUAGCAUUAAAGAUCACGAAUCCGAAACUAUUGAAGUGGCAGCCAAUACCGCCAGAAGAUCACCUUCCAAUUUUAGUGUCAAAGAAUUGGCCACCAAAUUUGAAGUUUCUCCCGUUGAACAAAUGCCAGCUUUUGAUUUUUCUGGCAGCAGAAGUUCCAUCAGAAAACCAAAUACAUUGAAUACCGCCACACAUCCUGAAAGAUCUUCAAAGAAUCAUCAGCAACAACAACAAACGGCUAGUCUUAAGCAAAAAUUGAAUAAAACUCAACAAAUCACCAGAUCUCUGGACGAGAAUGCUUUCAUACGGGAAUUUGGUAAUAAAAAUCUACAAGAAUUGAAAUCGUCUCAGCAACUCAAUCAACAAUCCGGCAAUGAGGCGGGAAAUCGAAGAAAAAGUUUUGAUUUCACACGGCCCAAAACUUUAAAUCCACCCAAAAGACUGCCUGGCAUGCCCAUAACUGAAGAAUAUUGUGCUUCCAAGGCCAACAACGACAAAACAACGCUAAAGAUUGAUUUACCCAAAGAAAAGAACUUCAACAACUCGCUGGAACAUGACUAUGACAAUGCUGAUUUGAAAAUCACACCCACAACCGAAAAUCGCAUUUCUCUAAUACAAAAUAAUGUACAUCCCGAAAAUACUGCCGAUCUUAAUAAUUCCAAUAUUUCCACAUCACCAACACACUCCACUGGUGGUGGUGGUGGAGCUGGAGGAGCCACAACGCCCUCAACUAAUCUCAAAGUAUUAUCCGGUGUCAAAUUGGACAGAGAACGCAUUGAUCGCAUUAAAGAGGAACGACGUCAACAGCUGACACAAAAAUAUCAUGCUGACUCGUUUAAAUCGAAAUCCAAAACCGAUUUAAAUCUAACCAAAAACGAAGAUGAUAAAUUCUCCACAGACAAUACAUCGCUGAGGGUUAAAUCAAAAUCCCGUGCCGAUAUGCGUACUCUACAAAAAGACAUGGAUAAUCUAAAGGAAUUUGGUCGUAAUCCUCCGUCGUCAGCCGUGUCGGAAACAACACUAAAUACACAACAUCGUGUACGUAGUAUAUCCGAUGAAAAGAAUCAAAAUAGUUAUGAUCAAACGAAUGCAAAUAACACGGCUGCGGCUGGAGCUGGUGGUGAUUCAUUUUUGAAACGAUCACAACAUUCUCUAAAUAAAGUCAAUACAACGAAACCACCCUCAACAUCGUCAACCGUGUCUAGUACAGCCACAUCUGAUCAGGAAGAAUUUUCCGCUAGAGCCACAGUACAAAAAUUUGAACGUAAAAGUAUGGACUUUGCCAAUGGUGUGAAUACCACCAUCGCACCAUCAUCAAGGGAACGUUCUUCGGUGAAAUCAUCACAUGAACUGGGCUGCUCAUCCGGAUUAUCACCAGCAACGCGAAAUAGUAUAUCAUCAAACCGUGAAAAAAUCUCACCACAAUUUUCCAUACGUGAUGUAACCGCCAUGUUUGAAUCUCGUUCACAAAAUCAGCAAUAAUUGAAUGGUAACAU